Messenger RNA from Xyrauchen texanus (razorback sucker), 10035 nucleotides. Its product is annotated as plexin-B2-like. NCBI's taxonomy places the organism in Eukaryota, Metazoa, Chordata, Actinopteri, Cypriniformes, Catostomidae. The transcript has 37 exons. The coding region runs from base 368 to 5971 and encodes 1867 amino acids. Gene Ontology annotation, biological process: semaphorin-plexin signaling pathway involved in axon guidance; regulation of cell migration; regulation of GTPase activity. Gene Ontology annotation, molecular function: semaphorin receptor activity; protein binding. Gene Ontology annotation, cellular component: semaphorin receptor complex. The record is from RefSeq and is a predicted model, not a curated record.
CGUGAAACUCACACAGGUACUCACGAACAUUCACACCUGGCGGCUCAUCUGAAGCUCAGCCUAUAGGGCGUGGAAAAGCUAGGAAUUGUUUUCGACGCUGGAUUCCCAACUCGACGUCCAUACUUGCAUAGAUCUUCGGAUUUACACAAACAAAUUGUAUUGCCUCCCCGGCUUUUGUAAAAGGAUUGUUUUCCCCACUAGCUUCAUUCGUCGUUUUGGGUGCCGAAUAAUGUAAAGGUUUCAUCGAGAUCGGUCUCGGCAGUUUGGUCUUGGCGAGUUCGUCCCCGAAAGUGUGUCUGCAGCGGUAUUCAAGAGGAUCAGAGGAAAAAGAAAAGGAGGAGGAGGGCAGAGGGGGAAAAGUGAAAAAAUGGAGUGGAGGGCCUUGGCAGGGUUGUCUCUGCUGCUGUGUUUUGGCUCUGCUUGCUGUGAUUAUACUUCGGAACAGUUCUCCUCUGUUACCAUCAUCAAUAAUGUCGUUCAGGACCCUCAAACGGGCCGGAUCUAUUUGGGCGCCGUCAAUACCAUCUAUCAACUGAACUCCAACCUGCGACUGGAGAGCAGCACAGCAACAGGCCCUAAAUCGGAUCACCCACACUGCACCCCCCCAAUCACUGCCCAUUGCUCUGACGCAAAGGAAACAGACAACAUUAACAAACUCCUGCUUGUCAACUCUGUCAACAGCACCUUGGUCAUAUGCGGAAGUGUUUUCAGGGGCAUCUGCUCCUUGGUGAACCUCAACAGCGUUGAAAAAUCUGUGUACUACAGUGACACCAAAGGUGAGAAGACAUACGUGGCAAGCACCGAGUCGUCUGUUGCUGUGGUUGGCGUGAUUUCGUAUUUCAUAGACACUAAUUCCAACACUAACCUCAGCGUGUUUCUAGUGGGGAAGGGCUACGGUAGCUCGGACAGUUCGAAACUUAUUAGCACUCGGUUGCUGCAGGAGCAUGGCGAAAUGGAUGUCUUCGAGAACAUUGUUGAAGCAUCCACCGUCCAGGCCAGCCCUUUUGUCCAGCGCUACCUCCAUGACUUUCGUUUCGCCUUCAAGGAUAAUGGCUUUAUCUACUUCCUGUUCUCACGCACUUCGGGCACCAGCGACAGUAGAAAUAUCACUUUCAUAUCACGUCUAUGUGAGAACGAUCAUCAUUACUAUUCCUACACAGAGCUUCAGCUCAACUGCACCACCAAAACUGAACUUCAAGAGAACAAGUAUAACAAGGUCAAGGCGGCGCAUCUGGCCACUCCUGGAGAAAUUUUGGGUCAAAAUAUUGCCCCUGCAAAUCCGAAUGAUAAAGUUCUGUUUGCAGUGUUCAGUGCGGAUGAGGACGGCAGCCGAUCAGCCUUGUGCAUGUACCCGCUCAGCAGCAUCAACGCAAGGUUUGAAGAGGUGAUUGAGUCCUGCUACACUGGAGAGUGUCUGGAGGACGGCAAGCCAAAGACUGUUUAUUCGCCAUACACCUCCAAGACCGAGGCCAUCUGUAAGACCAAAAGAGAGAAGGAUAUGGUGAAAGAUUAUAAAUGUGGAGCAGAAUUCCUGCCUACUCCACUUGCCAGUAAACCAGAAUAUGCUCUAGCCGUCAAACCCAUCGUCACCCGAAAAGACAUGCUGACAGCAGUAGCUGUGUCAGUGGAGAAUAAGCACACAGUGGCAUUCUUGGGAACCAGUGGGGGAGAAGUCUUAAAGGUGCAUCUUGAUCCCAGCCUUAGCAAACACCCUUCUGAGUUUUAUCAGAGGAUUCCAGGGGAACGCACAGAUGCUGGGGUGAACAAAAACCUAUUUUUUGAUUCCAGUUCGGAUCACCUGUAUAUCACCAAUGGCAAAAAGAUCACCAAAGUGCCAGUGCAGGCCUGUGAAGAGAAGAAAGACUGUCUAUCAUGUAUGUCCCAGAAGGAUCCAUAUUGUGGCUGGUGUGUUUUGAAGGGCCGCUGUACCAGAAAGAAGGACUGUAGCAGUGGAGAAGUAGAGAAUGCCUGGCUGUGGAGUCCAAACCAAAUGUGUGUCACUAUUCAGUCUAUUGAGCCCCCAAACAUCAGCUGCAAGACGACAGAUAGUACACUGGUGAAGAUUGACGUCCCCUUGAUCCCAAGUAUUUUCAGUCCUGAUAUGCUCACGUGUGUGUUUGGUGAAUACAAUAGCUCCGCUAAAAUGGAAAAUACACAUGUCACCUGUGCUCUCCCGACCUCUCAGAACAUACCGGCCACACCUGAAAAAGAUUUUGUGGCUGUACAAGUGAGGAUCAUGGUGAAUGAUAAUAUUGAAGUUGCUUCCGGUGAAUAUGAUUUCUACAACUGUGCUGCGGUGGUGAAAAGGGCCCACAAUACACCAUGCAUUGUGUGUGUAACCAGUAAGUGGGGCUGCCAGUGGAACAUUCGGGAGCAUACAUGCAGUGAUAGAGAUGACACUGUAGAGGGCAGUCAUAUCAUCAAACAUCUGGAGGGUGGAAAGUGUCCACAAUUUGAGAUCCCAGAGCCUCUGCUCAUUCCUGUUGGCAUCAAAACACUCAUCAACUUUCAUGGCAAAAACCUGGAGGAAUAUUCGGGCAAAACCUUUCAGAUUGGCACUGAGCUCAUGAAACAGGUGGGCGAGGUGAUUGUGGAGGCUGAUGGGUUACAGUACAGUUUUGAAGGAUAUGAGUUCGCUUAUGACAAAGAGCCAGAAGUGAAUGUGACUUUCUACAUAAUGGAUCAAGACACAGAAAGGAAGAUUGACAGCACCCUUAGAGUGGUGCUCUACAACUGUUCUGUAAGGCGUGAGGACUGCAGUCUGUGUAAGAACGCUGAGCAAAAGUAUGACUGUGUGUGGUGCGAUACCACAAAAUCCUGCAUCUACAGAAAGCUGUGUAGCCAGGAGCUUGAGCAGUGCCCUCCACCCAAGAUCACUGAUAUUGUUCCACGGUAUGGGCCAAUGAAUGGGCAAAUCUCUGUCACCAUUAAGGGCUCCAACUUGGGCAUAAAACAUGAGGACAUUAAGAGGAUCACUGUGGCGGGAGUGCAAUGUGUUCAUCAGCCAGAAAGAUACUCCGUCUCUACCAGUGUUGUGUGUGUGAUCGGGCCCUACCCUUCACUCCCAGAGGACCUGCCCAAUGAGUCAUCCCUAGAUGGUCCAGUGGAAGUGGAGGUGGAAGGAGGGAAAAGUGAACCAUCGGAUGUGAAGUUCACAUACAGGGACCCUAUUCCCGAGGCUGUGUCCCCCUCUAAAGGUCCUGAAGCUGGGGGAACCCUCAUCACUAUCACAGGGCGGAAUCUCGACACUGCUAGUAAAGAUGACAUCAGCGUUAUAGUAGGAGGAGAGAUUUGUGAAGUGUUGAAAUUUGGGCAAAAUAUUACCUGUAAGACUGGCCCUUAUAAAGGACAAAAGAUUCCCUCUGACAAGUUGACUGUUAUUGUGAAAUACGGCAAGGACACCUCCAAAGAAGUUAGCGGAUUCGAAUACUCGGCCAAUCCCAAAGUUUCAGAUUAUGUUCCACAAGCAAGCUUCAUUUGUGGAGGUCGUACGAUCUUAGUGAUGGGAUCAGGGUUUGAUCAAGUGCAGAGAGCAACCAUGCGAGUGCUGCCCUCUUCUGAUGAGCUCAAUCAAAAGUCCAGCAAUGUGGAGUUCGUACAGGAGGUUAAACACAAGAACGAGACUGUACUGGAGUUCCUCUCUCCAAUUGUGAACAAAUCUUAUGAGAGCCAUUCCUUAAGAACCAUCAUCCAGCUUGACAACUUGGUGGAGAACCUGACAGACUUCGUUUACCAUCCAGACCCCACUUUCGUCCGUUUAACUGAUAAAGCCAUCACAGAAGGCAGCAUCAUUAAUGUUAAUGGUCAAGGUUUUUCUAAAGCCAUGACUGCCAAAGAGGCCCAGGCAUUUGUGGGCAAUGCACCUUGUUCAGUGACAAUACUGGAGGAUGAUAAGCUUUUCCUCGUGGCCCCCUCGAGCCCUCCAACAUCCACCUCCAGACGCCAUCGCAGAGACACAAGUUCAGAGGCUAUGGAACUGCUGAUAAAGUUUGGAAAUGGAGAGUGGGAUGUCGGCUCUGUGCACUUUGAGAGGAAAUAUGAGGUUCCACUUUACAUCAUCAUUCCUGCUGUCAUUAUUCCAAUGGUGCUCUUCAUUGCAGUGUCAAUCUAUUGCUACAGGAGAAAAAGUCAGCAAGCAGAAAGGGAGUAUGACAAGGUAAAAAAUCAGCUGGCCAAUCUUGAGGAGAGUGUACGUGAACGCUGUAAAAAGGAGUUUACAGAUCUAAUGAUUGAGAUGGAAGAUCACACUAGUGAUCUAAGCGAAGCUCGUAUCCCAUUCUUGGACUACAAAAACUACACGGAUCGCGUUUUCUUCCUGCCCUCCCAAGAUGGGGCCAAUGAUGUCAUGAUAACCGGCAAGCUGAAUAUCCCAGAAUCACGCAAAGCCAUCGUAGGCCAGGCACUCAACCAGUUCUCCAACCUCCUUAACAGCAAAACUUUCCUUAUCAAUUUCAUUCGUACCCUUGAGGGCAAGCCGGAGUUUAAUGCCAGGAAUAAGGUGUACUUUGCAUCUCUUUUGACUGUGGCUCUGCAUGGCAAGUUGGAGUAUUACACAGACAUCAUGAGAACGCUCCUGCUUGAGCUAAUGGAUGAGUACGUUUGCAGCAAGUACCCCAAACUCAUGCUCCGCAGGUCCGACACCGUUGUGGAGAGAAUGUUGUGUAACUGGAUGUCCAUAUGUCUCUACCAGUUCUUAAGGGACUCAGCAGGUGAGCCUCUGUACAAGCUCUUUAAGGCCAUUAAACACCAGGUGGAAAAAGGACCAGUUGAUGCCAAGAUGAAGAGGGCUAAAUACACGCUGAACGAUACAGGACUUUUGGGAGAUGAUGUUGAGUACAUAGUUUUGACCCUUCAGGUGCUGGUUCACGGUGAGGGUCCUGACGUGACCCCUGUCAAAGUGCUGAACUGUGACUCCAUCUCCCAGGUGAAGGAGAAGAUCAUCGAGCAGGUUUACAGGAAUCUGCCUUACUCACAGAGACCAACGGUGGACAGCGUCGCUCUGGAGUGGCGUCCCGGAUCUACAGGGCAGAUCCUGUCUGAUUUGGACUUGACAUCACAAAAUGAGGGGAGGUGGAAACGGCUUAACACACUGGCACAUUACAAUGUGAGAGAUGGUGCCACACUGGUAUUGUCCAGAGUUCUGCACACUCAGCAGUCUUUUUACCAGCACCAAGACAACCACGAAGAGAAAAAUGCUUUGCUGGAGGAUGAAAAAGUAUUUCAUCUGGUCAGACCUGCAGAUGAACUUGAUGAGGAUAAAUCAAAGAGAGGUAGCAUGAAAGACAAGGCCACCACAAAAGCCAUCACUGAGAUCUACCUGACCAGACUGCUCUCUAUGAAGGGCACGCUGCAGCAGUUUGUGGAUGAUUUCUUCAGCAGUGUGUUGUGUUCUGGUACUGUGGUUCCUCCUGCAGUCAAAUAUUUCUUUGACUUUUUAGACGAACAAGCGCUAAAACAUGACAACGUUGAUGAUGAGACCAUUCACAUAUGGAAAACCAACAGUCUGCCUCUGCGGUUCUGGGUAAACAUUCUGAAAAACCCUCACUUCAUCUUUGACGUCCAUGUGACGGAGGUGGUGGAUGCCUCUUUAUCUGUCAUCGCCCAGACCUUCAUGGAUGCCUGCACCAAGUCUGAGCACAAACUGACCCGGGAAUCCCCAAGCAACAAGCUGCUUUAUGCAAAGGAAAUAUCCACUUACAAGAAGAUGGUUGAUGAUUAUUACAAAGGCAUCCGUCAGAUGGUUCCAGUCAGUGACCAGGACAUGAACACACACCUUGCGGAGGUUUCACGUUCUCACACAGACAAGUUGAACACUGAAGUUGCAUUGCACCAGCUUUACCAGUAUGCCAGCAAGUACUUUGAUGGGAUUAUCUUGUCUUUGGAAGAGGACCCUGCUGCCCAGAGCAAACAGCUGACCCUCAGACUGCAGCAGAUCGCUGCUGCGUUGGAGAAUAAAGUGACUGAUCUUUAAUGUCAAGAAGCCGAGAAAGUAGGCGGAGGUGCCACCUAAUCCAAAAGACAGCUCACUUCGUUAGGCUACAAAACUUCUGGAUGACUGACGUUAUGGAGCCUUCAUUGUGUGAACAAGAAGCACAGACUUAUCCAUGACCUUUCCUCUCUCCACGUGGCAUUUAAUUUUACUCUUGAUUCAAAGGGACCAAUAUGAACUUUGACCUGAGAGGUACUUGAGAAACUUUCAGAGAAGAAUGAAACCUUGCUAUGGUACAUCUCAGAUCAGCACUGCACAAUGAAAAACACCCAGCAUUUAUUUUUUCUCCUGUGCCAAUAAUCAGAUGUUCAGUAUAUUCUUCCUCGUAGAUGAAAUUAAAUGAUAGUAUUAUAUGUACAUCUAUUUUCACACCAAAGGCUGCAAGAGGCUUUAAAAAAAAAAAAAAGAUUAAUUAUUGUUUCUGUGGACGCCUACUCUUGUUUUCCUGUGUAUUUUUUAGUGGCACUCUCAUUAUUGUGCAGUGAUGUCACUUCCUGUGGGUUCUAUGGUACCACUAUAAUUUUGUGUAGGUAUUCGUGAUGCUGACGUCAAAGCCAGGGUUCUUUUGUCCCUCCCAAGUUUUGUAUUUUUACUGGUGAUUGUGUACAAUAAUGUUAUACAGACAGUAUCUAAUUUAGCCACUAUAAAUAUCAGCACGAAAGAACAGAUGUUAUGAUCGCUGUGUGAAUGUCAACGUUCAAAACACAGCGUCAAAGAACAUUUGAUCCACGACACAGACAUUUAUAACAAAGACCAUGGAAGCUUUUAUGUCCCUUUGCUUAACUGUCUCAAGUUCUGAUAUGGCAAUUGCAAUUUUAUAUAUUUUGUACCAUCUUUGCUUUUACAGUAUAUGUGCACUGCAUCUCAUGGCUUAUCAUUUUAUGGCACAAUUAUGAUUUUGUAUUUUAAAUCAACAAUACAAGACUGAUUAUUUUAAGGUUUGUAAUGCUAACUGCUUUUCUUAAAAGGGUAGUUCACUAAAAUAUUUCACUCUUGUCACACUCACCCUUAUGCUGUGCCAAUGGGGAAAAAGAGCAGCAUCAGCAUCUUAUGUUCCACAGAAGAAAGCCACACAGGUUUUGGAACAACUUAAGGUUGAAAAAAUAAUGACAGACAUUUUUACAGAUAUUCUUAACAGACAAAUGUCAUCAAUAUCAGUUUAGUCUCUAGGUACUAUUUUAUCUUUUAAAACCUGAAAAAGUAUCAUGGAUACAGGUCUUUUGGUUUAGAGUUUACCAAAGUUUAAAAUCUUUGUUUUAUUUUUACUUCACGUAUUCACAAUCACCUAUAGCAGUGAUUCCCAACCCUGUACCUGGAGGCAUCCUAACACUGCACAUUUUGUAUAUCUCCCUUUUCUGACACUGCCAAUUCAGGUCUGGAGUCUCCACUAAUGAGCUGAUGAGUUGAAUCAGGUGUGUUUGAUUAGGGAGAUAUCCAAAAUGUGUAGUGUUGGGAGGACCUUGAGGAACAGGAUUGGGAACCAUUGAUUAUAGCUUCUGUUGUUUUUAUUGUUUUAUAAGUUGUUUAAAUCAGCUUCAUAUCAAAUUAUCUUGCUUAAAGUGUAAUAACAAAAAAUAUGGGAAACGCAGCUGGUGGGAAGUCUGUCAUCUAACUUAAUCUUUGAAUGGUACUUUUUUCCUACCUGUACAUUCUGACUUAAAUGUGCAAAACACUACACAAUCUAAUGACUGCAAAUGAGGACUGUAUUCUUUGUUCACAAACUUUAUAGUGUGAGUAACUUGUGUUGCAUUUGGUUCUGGAUAUAAAGCAUGUGAUAAAAUCGCAUCGCUGCCAAUCUGUGGCUGGCACUGCCCAUUUUGAGCAUGAUGGACACAGCAGGAAAUGCCUUUGAACUGUAAAUAUAUCCGUACUGCCAAGUUCAAAUUGUCAAAUUGCUCCUCUCUGUCUCUCCUAGUUUUGCUCUAAUCAUUUCUCUCUACCGACUUGUGAUCCAUUUUCUAGCUACUACUGUGUCAGUGGCUUAUUGUAAAGCUUCUCGUUUGCCUUUCUUUUCCAAGUAGUGCCUUAAAGAAUACGAGUAAUAAUUAUGAAUUGUGUGGUGAUUGCAUUAAAAAUUGCAAUAGGAAUAUUAGAUGUUUCUAUGUCUUUGUGUAAUAACACAUCAGUAACACACAUAACUGAUUCAAUUGAUGCGUUCUUGAGCUUUUUAUUUUUAAUUAAGAGUUUAGGUUAAAAUGUAUAUGAAUGUAUUAGUGUAUUUUAUAGGUGCUGCAUACUAAUCAUUCUUUCAAGUUUCUCGACAUUUGUAUCCCCUUUUUGCCUUGAGUUUAUUUCAGUCCUGCAGUGACACAUUCAUUUUCUUAAGUUUCUUAAUUAAUAUAAGGUAAAAAAAUAAAUAAAAAUCUGCAUGCAUAAUAAUAAAAAUUAUUAGAAAAAUAUAUUUUAAAUAGUUUUAGUUUCACACAAUCCCAAAUGUUUUUGAUAUGAACUACCCUUCACAUAAGUAUCUGUUCGUGACUUUAGAGGGAUCAGUUUUGUGUUUCUUUGAGCUGCUGGUCUGUUGAAUGUGGAUAUAUAGAACAUUAAUACUCUAAAUCCCUGUUCUGAAGUCUGCUAUCCCUCUAGUGUUAUCAAAUUGAGAGAUGCCUGCCAGCAUCCCAGUUUGAUCCUGCUACUCCAGAUUGCUUUGUUGAUGCAGUAUAGGGCUUUAAAGACUAAUAUCACCAGGAAAAAUUUAAAAUACACAUUCCUCUGUUAAGUUAUUUUCCAUGUUGUAAAGAUUUUUCUUCUUGUAAUUGCUAAACUUUUAAACUGAAAUAAAUGGUAGAAUAGUAUUUUUGGAAGAAAAAAAAAGAUUAUUUGGUAUGCUGAAACCAAACAUGUUCGGAUUUUGCUAAAUUAAGGAAAAAUUAAGAGGAAAAUGACACAUUUUUGAUUGCUGCAAAUCUUAUUACUAUUUAAAAAAUAUAUAUAUAUAUAUAUAUUAUUAUUUUGCCACAUUCACAGUUAGGGUACAAAUAAUCCAGAUUCAAUUCAAGUUAAAGUCAAUCCCUAGUUUUUGUGGUAUGUAGAUUACCACAAAAAUGUAUUUGGACUGUAAAGCUAAAUUCUGGGUUACAGUGAGGCAAACAAUAUAAGUCAGUGGAGCCAAACCGUAAACAUGAAAGUACUCAUUGUUUCGAAAUAUAGAGUAGAUACAGAGUAAAUAAUAUGUGUGUUAUGGUGAUUUUAUUGUAAGUAAAUCACUUGCUAACCUUUUAUGUGUAAAGUUAAAUCCAAUUUUACAAAUGACGAUGUAACGCUGUAAACCCUAAAACGUGCAAACAAAAGUUUAAAAGGAAGAAUUAAUGCAAGUGUUUUUAUAAAAUUAUAAGCUUCAUAUUUCUGCUUUUAAACACCAAAACUUCACUUCCAUUGUAAGUGCCACACUGUAACACAGAUUUCGGCUUUCUUUUAAAGAAAAGGGAGGACAAAAGUCAAAAUAAUUUUUUGUGGAAUCAACGUUAUGCCUCAAAUGCUGUCGAUUGAGCAUAACUUUUAUUGAACCCAGAAUAUUUUUUAUUUGUGCGUUAAACACAAAAGUGGUGUUCUACAAUAUUUUUGAAGAGUGCGCAUAUGGGUGAACUGAUCGGAUAACAAACGUCAUAGGAUGAAGCUCUACAAUAAGUCAAUAAAGCGGAAAGAAAUCAGUAUUUCUGGGAGUACAGUGGGGAAAGCACAUGCACAUUAAACUAUACCCAUUUAUAGACCCCAAUGUGAAAUGUAGAUGGCCCCUCCUGUUCACAUAUAUGCAAUGAAGUACACAGGGGGAAUCCCAGAAUUUUAUGUAAGAGGGAAUCCCCAUUAGUGCAACAAAGAAUAAAAUAGGGAAGUCUACCUUGGAUGCCAUUGUUUGCUAUUUACACAAGCAUUGUGGAGAAAUUACAUUGCUGUGGAGAAAGCUGCUUUCUGACAGACGCAUGCAUAUGGGAGUAAACUGUACACUGCUUAUAAAGUGCAUGUAAACUGUAAGGCUCAAAUCCCAUGUUGUUUGGAAUGAGAUCUUUAGUGUAUGUAAUAAACUAUUAUGUAACAAAAUUAACCUG